Schistocerca serialis cubense is the source of this 6360-nucleotide messenger RNA. RefSeq names its product myosin-VIIa-like. The coding region runs from base 1 to 6360 and encodes 2119 amino acids. Gene Ontology annotation, molecular function: protein binding; cytoskeletal motor activity; ATP binding. The record is from RefSeq and is a predicted model, not a curated record. The transcript has 38 exons. NCBI's taxonomy places the organism in Eukaryota, Metazoa, Arthropoda, Insecta, Orthoptera, Acrididae. Gene Ontology annotation, cellular component: myosin complex; cytoskeleton.
AUGUUGAUAAUUUUUCAGACUAGUCAUUUAUGGAUUAGACCUGAGGGGAAAGGAGAAUUUGACGUUCCCAUUGGUGUUAAAGUACUAUCAACAGAAGGAAACAAGGUUAAGGUUCAAGAUGAUAGUGGAAAGCAAAUGGUCGUAUCAAAUGACCAAAUCAUCAAGACUAUGCAUGAAACAUCUGUACGAGGUGUAGAAGAUAUGAUCACACUUGUUGAUUUACAUGAGCACACUAUAUUAAGGAAUCUGCACAUAAGAUAUAAUGAAAAUCUUAUUUAUACAUACACUGGGUCAAUUCUUGUGGCAGUCAACCCAUACCAGCCACUACCUAUAUACACAGGAGAUUAUGUCAAGGAGUACAAGGGACAGAAAGUGGGUGAUAAGCCACCCCAUAUAUUUGCUAUUGGUGACAGUAGCUAUACUGACAUGGCAAAAUUUGGUCGAAACCAAUGUAUUGUAAUCAGUGGUGAAAGUGGUGCUGGCAAGACAGAGAGCACAAAAUUAAUUCUUCAAUAUCUAGCUGCUAUAAGUGGCAAACAUUCCUGGAUUGAACAGCAAAUCUUGGAAGCAAACCCAGUGUUGGAAGCUUUUGGAAAUGCCAAGACAAUACGCAAUGACAAUUCAUCCAGAUUUGGAAAAUAUAUCAACAUCAAUUUCAGCCAAGAAUGUGUCAUUGAAGGUGCUGCAAUUGAGCAGUAUCUUUUGGAAAAGUCUCGUAUUGUUUCGCAAAAUAAUGGUGAACGUAAUUACCAUAUAUUUUAUGAAAUGCUUGCUGGUUUGACAAUUGAUGAGAAGAUAAGCCUUGACCUCAGAGGACCUGCAGAUUAUCGUUACCUCACAGGGGGAGGCACUCUGACUUGUGAAGGCCGUGAUGAUGCCAAAGAUUUUGCUGUAGUCAGAGCAGCUAUGAAAGUCUUAAAUUUUAAUGAGAAUGAAGUCUGGGAAAUUAUAAAACUUUUGGCUGUGGUUCUGCACCUGGGAAACAUCAAGUACAAAGCCAAAGUUAUAGCUAACAUUGAUACAUCUGAGAUAAUUGAUAAGGUACAUGCCAAGAAAAUUGCCGACAUGCUUGGUGUACCAAUAGAACCACUUAUAGAAGCACUCACCCAUAAAACAAUAUUUGCUCAUGGAGAAAAAGUGGUGUCUGCACUUUCAGAAACACAAGCAACUGAAGUGAGAGAUGCUUUUGUUAAAGGAAUUUAUGGUCGUGUUUUCAUAUAUAUUGUGAACAAAAUCAACUACACUAUAAAUAAACAGGAUGUACCGACAAAAAAUUCAAUUGGUGUCCUUGAUAUUUUUGGUUUUGAGAAUUUUAAGUCAAAUAGCUUUGAACAGCUGUGCAUCAAUUAUGCAAAUGAAAACUUGCAACAGUUCUUUGUGCGACACAUAUUUAAAUUAGAGCAGGAAGAAUAUACACAAGAAGGAAUAAACUGGAAACACAUGGAAUUUGUGGACAAUCAGGAGAUCUUGGAUCUAAUUGGAAUGAAACCUAUCAAUAUUAUGGCACUCAUUGAUGAAGAAUCUAAAUUUCCAAAGGGAACUGAUAAAACCAUGUUAAAUAAAGUGCACAGAAAUCAUGGCAGUGACAAAUAUUUUCUCAAACCUAUUUCAGAACAUGAACAAGUAUUUGGUUUGAACCAUUUUGCAGGGACUGUGUAUUAUGAUGUUAAUGGUUUUCUUGAGAAGAAUCGUGAUACAUUCAGUGCUGAUCUUAAGCAAGUUGUGUAUAUUUCUAGUAACAAAUUCCUGAAAACAUUGUUUGCUGAAGACUUCAACCUUACAGAUGACACUAGGAAAAGGAAUCUUACAUUAUCAGUGCAGUUCAGAAAAUCACUGGAAGCUUUAAUGCAUACUUUGAGUUGUUGUCAUCCAUGGUUUGUCCGCUGCAUGAAACCAAACGAAUUCAAGAAGCCAAAGUUAUUUGACAGAACGCUGGUUGUCCGUCAGCUACGAUACUCUGGUAUGAUGGAAACAGCAAGAAUAAGACGUGCAGGGUAUCCCAUAAGACAUACAUUCAAAGAAUUUGUUGAGAGAUACAGAUUUAUUGCUCCAGGAAUCCCACCAUCAAAUAAGACUGACUGCAAGGCAGCUUCAGGAAAGAUAUGUGCUGCUGUUCUUGCAAAAGAAGAUUAUCAGCUUGGUCACACUAAAGUUUUUCUUAAGGAUGCUCAUGAUAGUAUUCUUGAAGAAGCACGAGAGAAAGCUUUGGCAAAUAGCAUCCUGGUCUUGCAACGAAAUGUUCGUGGCUGGGUACAGAGAAGAAGGUACUUAGCAUUACGCAAGGCUGCAGUUGUAUUCCAGAAGCACUGGAGAGCACGCGGACCACGUAUUCACUACAGGACUAUAAGACAGGGAUACCUGAGAUUACAGGCACUAAUUCGUUCCAGACAACUAAGGCAUCAGUUCAAAUUAGUUAGCACACAUAUUACAAGAUUACAGGCAAGAUGUCGAGGAUACCUUGCUCGCAAAAUGUUUAAGGAAAAAUCUCAGCUGUUCAAGAAGAAACAGCAAGAAUUAUACACUCUGAGAGAGAAAGAAGAAAUGCAGUUGAAGAACUCAGGUACAAAGAAUUACAAGGCCAUUGCUGAACAGAACUAUAAGAAACGACUAUCAGAAUUCCUGGAAGAGAUGCAAACAAGAGAAUAUGGGCAUGCAGUUCAACCUGAGGCGUUUGAUGAAGACUCAAAUGAAUACAGUCGCAUUGUUGAUGAGCUGUUUGACUUUGACCACCAAGAAACCCAAGAGCUUACAGAUAAACACAUUGAUGGGAAAGUUGACAUACUACAGCCAGAUGAGGGUCCUAAAGAAGAUUUGUCUGAAUACAAUUUCAGAAAAUUUGCUGCUACAUAUUUUCAAGGAAACAUAACAUAUCAGUAUUCGAGGAGGCCCAUAAAACAUUCACUUCUGGAACUUCCAGUGGAGGCAGAUGAACUGGCAGCAAAGGCCCUCUGGAUUACUAUUUUGAGGUUUAUGGGGGAUCUCCCUGAACCACGCAAUGUAGAAGUAGAUAAUACACCUGUUAUGUCAAGAGUGACCACUACUCUUACAAGGAACUUUAUCAACAGCAAAGAGUACAAAAAAGCUCAAGCAAUAUAUCAGGAUAUUGAUACUGAGAAUCUCAAGAGCAAAAAUAAUUCUGAAAAUAAACGUAAGAAACUGAUAUCCAUGACACUGAAAAAUACUAAUAAAUUGGCUGCACAUGUCCGUCGAGGGCUACUCAGUGAUGAAUACCUGGAUGACGGCUACAGCGACUGGCUGGAAUCAAGACGUACAACUAAUCUUGAAAAACUGCACUUCAUUAUUGGGCAUGGUAUUUUAAGACCUGACCUAAGGGAUGAGAUUUUCUGUCAAAUUUGUAAGCAACUUACAAACAAUCCUACAAAAGCAUCACAUGCUCGUGGAUGGGUGCUACUGUCUCUCUGUGUGGGUUGCUUUCCACCAUCGGAGAACUUCGCAAUGUAUCUCAAGGCAUUCAUUCGUGAUGGUCCUCCUGGCUAUGCUCCAUAUUGUGAACGACGCCUCAGCAGGACAGUUGCUAAUGGCAGUCGCACACAGCCACCCAGUUGGAUUGAAAUGCAGGCAACCAAAGCAAAGAAGCCUAUGAUUGUUCAAAUCACAUUUAUGGAUGGCUCAUAUAAAAAUGUUGAAAUAGAUUCAGCAACCACAGCAGAAGAACUGUGUGACAAUCUGAGCCAAAAUAUUGGUUUGACUGACACAUUUGGCUUCUCAGUUUUUGUUUCUGUUAUGGAUAAGGUAACUUCAAUAGGAAGCACCAAAGAACAUGUGAUGGAUGUCAUUUCUCAAUGUGAACAGUAUGCAAAAGAAAAGGGAGUACCAGAGAAAAAUGCUCAAUGGAGGUUGUAUUUCCGCAAAGAAAUAUUUGCACCCUGGCACAAUACAGCUGAUGAUAGUGUUGCAACAAAUCUGAUAUACCAUCAGGUGGUCCGUGGUGCUAUGUUUGGGGAAUACAGGUGUGACAAGGAAAGUGAUAUAGCAAUGAUGGCAGCUCAACAGUAUUAUAUUGAGUAUGGAACAAAUAUGGAUGAAAGAAUUCUGUCCACACAGUUACCCAAUUACAUACCAUCUCACAUUUGGAAGAUUGACCCUGAUAAUAUACUCCCUCGCUGGGGAAGGCUUGUUUUGGAUGCUUAUCAGAAGAGCUACUACGUCAAAGACACAGUUCCAGCAAGUAAAGUGAAAGAAGAUGUUGUGACCUUUGCAAAAAUAAAAUGGCCACUCCUGUUUUCAAAAUUCUUUCAAGCACAGAGAGUUGGUGGAUCAGAACUCCACAAAAACAAUAUAAUAAUUGCAGUGAAUUGGACAGGUGUAUAUUUUAUUGAUGAUCAAGAAGAAGUAAUACUCGAGCUGUCCUACCCUGAAGUCAGCAGUGUGACAUCCCACAAAAAAAUUUAUGGAAUACCACAAAAUUUUACAUUAACAACACUUCAAGGACUUAGCUUUGAAUUUAAGAGUCCUUUAUCAGCAGAAGUAGAAUCAGUUAUCAACUUUUUACUUGAUGGCUUGAAAAAGAGAUCUAAGUUCGUUGUCGCAACACAGGACUACAUCCCAGAUUCGGGAUCUUCUUUCCUAAUACUGAAGAGGGGAGAUCUUUUGAUUCUUGAAGAGGAGUUUGAUGGUGAUAAAAUAAUGAACUCUUCGUGGGGAAAUGGAAUUAAUGCCAGGACUGGACAGAGGGGUCAUUUCCCUACAGAAGUGAUUUAUGUGCUCCCUGCAGUAGUUAGGCCAGCACCAAAUAUUGUGGCUAUAUUUGAGAAAGAUCCCGUUCUGCGAAUGAAAGAGCAACAGUUUCGGAUUAAUACAGUUACUCGUCAGCGCAUGUAUGUGCUGAAAGAGUUCGCAAAAGAUCAUUUCAGGGAAAGUCAAAGUGUGGCACCACCAAAAGGUCAAACACUUAAGGAAGCUCGCAGAGUUGGUAUUGAGGAAUUGUGGCGCCACACCAGAGAGCCUAUCAAGCUAGCGUUGCUGAAGAAGGUGGCUGACAACAGUGACCUGUCCAAUACUGCAUGCAUAGCUUUCACAAAUAUUCUCAAAUACAUGGGUGAUCAACCAAGCAAAAGACCCCACAAUGGAAGUGAAUUCACAGACAAAAUAUUUAGCUGUGCAUUGAAAUAUGAUAUUCUGAAGGAUGAAAUUUACUGUCAGAUAAUGCGACAGCUGACUGACAAUAAAAACCACUUGAGUGAAGAACGUGGUUGGGAACUCAUGUGGUUGGCAACAGGUUUGUUCUGUUGCAGCAAGAUAUUACUUAAGGAUCUGAUGCAAUUUUUAAUGACACGCAGCCAUCCAAUUGCCAAAACUUGCAUAAAUCGCUUACAGAGGACAAUGAGAUAUGGCCAGAGGAAGCAUCCUCCUCAUCAGGUUGAGGUUGAGGCAAUACAGCACAAGACCACAAGAAUAUUUCAUAAAGUAUAUUUCCCUGAUGACAGUGAUGAGGCUUUCCAAGUAGAUUCAACAACUCGCGCUGAAGACUUCAGUAGAAAUGUGGCAGAACGCUUGAAACUCCAAUCCUGGGAAGGCUUCAGUCUUUUUGUGAAAGUCUGGGAUAAAGUUUUCUCAGUGCCUGAGACUGAUUUCUUUUUUGACUUUGUACAUGAGCUAACUCAAUGGAUGAGGAAGGCACGGCCAUCGAGAAAUGAGAGUGCUGUUCAAUUUCAGUAUCAGAUAUUUUUCAUGAGGAAGCUCUGGAUAAAUGUUGUCCCUGGAAAAGACAAAUAUGCUGACACAAUAUUUCAUUAUCCUCAGGAGAUACCAAAAUAUCUUAGAGGUUAUCACAAAUGUUCCAAGGCUGACACAAUUAAGCUUGCUGCUCUGAUAUACAGAGCUAAAUUUGGUGACAAUACACUACAACUUCAGUUUAUUCCUGACAUGUUAUCUACACUUGUACCCAAUGAUUUACACAAACUCCAAAGUGCAAGUGACUGGAAGAAGAGCAUCAGCUCAGCUUACAAACAAAAUGCUGGUAUGACAGCUGAUGCAGCAAAACAAGCAUUCCUGACAUACAUUUAUAAGUGGCCAACAUUUGGUUCUGCUUUCUUUGACGUUAAACAAGCCACAGAACCAAAGUAUCCUGAAGUAAUUAUAGUAGGAAUAAAUAAGAAUGGGAUUAGUAUUAUACAUCCAACUACAAAGGAUUUGCUGGAUACUCAUCCAUAUUCUCAGAUAUCCAACUGGUCAUCUGGAAACACAUUUUUCCAUGUUACUAUUGGUGAUCUUGUCAGAGGCUCUAAGCUACUUUGUGAAACGUCUCUAGGAUACAAAAUGGAUGACCUCCUCUCUUCAUACACAUCUGUAAUACAGUCUGCUGUACAUAAGAAAACAAGAGUUGUUACUCAACUUUGA